Molecule: messenger RNA, 2106 nt
Organism: Gregarina niphandrodes
Lineage: Eukaryota; Apicomplexa; Conoidasida; Eugregarinorida; Gregarinidae
Product: EF hand protein
Exons: 4
Coding region: 1-2106 (701 amino acids)
Biological process (GO): protein dephosphorylation
Cellular component (GO): protein phosphatase type 2A complex
Molecular function (GO): protein phosphatase regulator activity; calcium ion binding
Source: RefSeq, a predicted model, not a curated record
AUGACGCCAGUGGGAUCUGGUCUGAGCCCGGAAAACGCGGCAGCCAACCACGCAACAUAUGAUCAGUCCAGUCCUGCUCUAAGAGAGGCGCCGGGAACCGGCGACGAGGAACAGCUCCGAGAAAAACUGCACCGGGAUGAGCGAUUCCGAGAGGAGCAGGAGCGGAUGCAGGGCCUGAGUCAGUCGGCCGCGGAAGCCGAGUCUGUGGGACUGCUCCCGGGCGCGGCCUCGAGCUUCGCCUCGGCCAGCCUGGGUUCGAGCAGUUUCGGCUCGGCCACUGAAGGAUCCUCUGUCCAGGGUUCUUUGGCCACAACGUCCUCGGUCCAGGGGUCCUUAGCCCCAGGGUCCUCGGUCCAAGGGUCCGGGUCAUUGGUACAAGGGUCUGUGGUGCGAGGAGGCACUUCAACAUUAUACAAUUCAUUGACCGACAGCCAGUGGCCCGUGGCCGAAAGUGUGGGCGAGAGCCUGGGCGCAGUCGAGAACCUUGGUACCGUCUCGGUGACGGAACCGGUGGCAGAGUUUCACGACGUGGCGGAGUCGCCCGCACAGUUGCGUUUUGCCAGCGAUGUACAGGACGAAGGAAUGGGACAGGCGGAGUCCUCGGAGCCGGCUGGGGCGAAGGUGGGAGAGUUUUACACAGUGCCUUCAUUCCGGCAACAUAUGAAGGAGGGGCUAACGACACGGUCACGCGAGAUGCUGGACCGCAUAUUCGGGGCCUCACUCGAGGACGCCACUUUGGAUUUUGUGACCUUCGAGCAAACGGUCGUGAGCCAGGUUUGGGGAUUGAGUAACUACAUGUCGUGUUGUUUGUACUCCAUGAUCAAAGGCAUCAGCCUGACGGAGAUCAGCGAGACGGUGCACGCAAUUACGGCGGCCGUGGACGUCCAUGUGGCCUCGGGCUACCUAGUGCGCCGUUCCGAACUCGAGAAGUUUUGGGUUGAAAACCAACUCUCACUCUCCGAAGGUUAUGUCUGGAACCUCUUCGCCGUCAUCCGGGCCGCAAGCCGUAAGUCCCGACCCGAUGGGUCUGGUCAGGCCGUCACGGACGUCACGGACGAGGGUGGCAGCCAAGGGCAGGUCAGUCAGACCGAGGACGGCGCAGGAGGCAGCGGCGCAGGAGGUAGCGUUGAGAAAUCAAAUAGUGUGUCGAAGAGUGCGUCAUUGCUGAGUUACUUUGAGGACGAGGAGGUGGUCAACAUCAAGGACUUUUACCCUUUCUUGUGUGAAUUGGUCUUGCGGCAUAAACCGGUUGAGUUUCUGAGGACGUACACGGAGUUCCAGAAGCGGUUGUGCGACACGACCUCGUAUAAACUGGCGUUCGAUUUAUGGGGGAGUGUGGAUGGUGACAUCACGUAUACACGAUUCGGCGCGUCGUGUUUGGCUGACACUUGGUAUUAUAUUUCAUCUUCACAGCAUGAGAUGUCCCAAGUGCGCGAUUUCUUCAGCUAUGAACAGUUCUACGUAGUCUACUGUUUGUUUUACGCACUCGACGCAGACAAAGAUGGCACUAUCGAUCGACAAGACUUGAUCAAGUACAACAGCUACGCAUAUAGCGACCUCGUCAUAAAUCGAAUUACACAAGAGUCAGGUCCCGAGUAUUUCGACUCCCAUGGACGAAUGAAUUUCAACGGCUUCCUUAAAUUCGUACUCAUCGAUGAAGACAAAACCACCGACCAAGCCAUCGAAUACUGGUUCCGCAUCGUCGAUCUCGACGGCGACGGAUACAUCCGCCAAUAUGAAAUUGACAACUUCUAUCAAGAUCAACAAGCCAGACUCACCUCCAGGUCACUUGACGCGCCUUCUGUUGACGUUAUCCACUCACAAAUCUCUGAUAUGAUUCGGCCGCAGGUACCCUUUGCUAUCACUGUCCGAGAUAUAAAGAAACAGCGUAGACACGCUCCCCUAUUCUUUAAUUCCCUUCUCAACAUGACUAAAUUCGUCUUGUGGGAACAUCGAGACCCCUUUAUUUCAAAAGCGGAGAUUCUAGACUAUCCUUUGUAUACAGACUGGGAACGAUGGUGUCGAUUAGAGUAUGACCGCAUCGCAGGUGAGGAAGCCCAGAACGGCGGCGACGCGGCCUCCGGCGGGAGCGACGUGAUUUAUUAG